This is a messenger RNA of Alternaria atra, 1758 nucleotides long. RefSeq lists its product as uncharacterized. The record is from RefSeq and is a predicted model, not a curated record. Lineage: Eukaryota; Fungi; Ascomycota; Dothideomycetes; Pleosporales; Pleosporaceae. Bases 1 to 1758 code for a protein of 585 amino acids. Gene Ontology annotation, cellular component: membrane. The transcript is spliced from 5 exons.
AUGCCGGACUUGCUGGAGCCGGAGACGAUUUCUCGAGGACAUGGCGAGCUCGGAGGUGAGCUGAGCCGCUAUUGGACCCUGGGGCGGAGUAUAUCAGCAGUUUGCAACUCGGUCCCACCCAUCUGCCAUCCGGUACUGUCACUCGCUUGUAUUCGUUGCCUUAUGCCUGAGUCCAUUCCCUUGAGGAAGAAGCCUCCGCCGCAUCCUCGCACCCUCGUCCACUCCCUCUCUGAAGACUUCAGCCUCGAGCCCCCAAAUCGGACCACCUCGCCCAUUGUUGCUUCCGGGUCCAAUCCCCGACAACUUCCCCGAACACGCUCUUCGUCGCGACAACAUAGAAAAGCAAACGCAAAGGGUCCUUCUGCGCUCAAGGAAUCGGAUAGCCCAGCCAACUCAGACCUCGAAUUCGACGACUGGGAUGAACACGACGCGGCCAUGCCCUCAGAUCUUAGACCGUCAAUGGAUGUCAGAGAAGGACGCGCGAGUGCGCCCUUGCUAGGGCGCAAGACGGAGGACAACAGUAUGGAUGAAGGCUUGUUGGGGAGGAGCACACAUCACUUCCACGAGCGGGAUCCAGAGACGCAAGCAAAACACGAGACGCGGAAGAAGUACACAUAUGCGGCUUUCCUGCUUGCGCUGAGCUUGGUGAGCUUCACAGUACAGACGGAAACGGCGGUAUACAUCCAGCAUCAGUUGAAAUGGGAGAAGCCAUAUUGUAUGCUCUACAUGACCCACGGCUCGUGGGUAGUAUUAUGGCCAGCAACUCUCUUUCUAUUACGUCUCCAGCACUGGAACGAGCCAUGGCCGACCUUUUGGCGACGACACGUCCAGCUCCUCCGCCAAACCGCCCUCAUGGUCCAGCACCAGAACCUCCACCCCACACCCCGCCAAUCCCAAGUCUCGCCCGUACCAUACAUGCUCAAGAUGACGGCCUUCAUCACAUGCGCUCUCACACUGGCAGGAGGAAGUUGGUACGUGGCCGUCAACCAGACCACGGCGAGCGACCUGACAGCCAUAUACAACUGCUCCGCCUUCUUCGCCUAUGCCUUUAGCAUCCCCAUCCUCCACGAGAAAGUCCGCGCUAGCAAGAUCAUCGCCGUAGCCAUCGCCAUUGUGGGUGUCUUCGUCGUCGCAUACGGCGACACCUCCCCCGCGAAACACGGUUCCCAGUCCGGAGGCGGAGCCGGCGGCGAUAAAGCGCCCCCGUCCCGUGAAGCCGAGAACCGCGCUUUUGGCAACCUCGUCAUUGGUAUCGGAAGUGUGUUGUAUGGGCUCUACGAAGUGCUGUACAAGAGGCUUGCGUGUCCACCUGAAGGCGCAGCACCGAACAAGGGUGUCAUCUUCGCGAAUCUGUUUGGUAGUUUGAUCGGUGCUUUUACUUUGAGCGUGCUAUGGAUUCCGUUGCCUCUUUUGCAUUACAUGGGUUGGGAGUUAUUCGAAUUGCCGCAUGGAGAGCAGGCAUGGAUGAUGGCUAUCAGUGUGUUGGCUAACGCUACCUUCUCCGGAGCUUUCCUCGCACUCAUCUCCCUCACCUCGCCCGUCCUCUCCUCCGUCGCAGCUCUCCUCACUAUUUUCAUCGUCGCGCUUGUCGAUCAGCUUCUUCCUCCGCCGCUCAACUCGCCUCUUACACCCGCUGCUAUUGUCGGUGGUCUUCUUAUCAUCGGUGCGUUUAUUUUGUUAUCAUAUGCGUCGUACAAGGAGAUGGAUGAGGAAAGGAGACAUAAGCUUGAAGACGCACCUAGUGAAAUGGAUGAUUAG